Messenger RNA from Menidia menidia (Atlantic silverside), 2169 nucleotides. NCBI's taxonomy places the organism in Eukaryota, Metazoa, Chordata, Actinopteri, Atheriniformes, Atherinopsidae. The record is from the annotation of a GenBank genome assembly.
GAGCUGUGACGUCAGAAACGCCAUUCCCCAGAUUUUUGUGGGACAAAGAGGCGAUUCCAGGCGAGGAAGUUUUUUUUUUUUUUUAUUUCCUUCGUGAUAACAAACUGCUAAAGUUGCAUCCUUCGCCGUUUGACACUUUUGCGAGUAACCCCGAGCGCCGUGAGCAACUUUCCAACAGAUUUAACGAGCAGAUCAGGAGAUGGCCACAAAACGCGCUGUCCGGCCAGAUGAAGGCCUGCUGAUGAUGCAGGAGCUGGAUGACCGACUGAAAGAGCAAAUCGACAAGCUGGAGCAUAUUCGUCUGGCUUCUGUUGAACUGAAGGACAACCUUUCCGGGAGCAACGGAGAUCUAACCCAGUCGAUCGCUGACCAUAUGGAGUGGUUGAAUCACUUGUCUGAGCGAGUGGAGACUCUUCACAUAAACACAACUGUUUUCAUUCAGAUGAAUCCCAAACCUCGCACAUGGGCGGCCAGACAGGGUUCCAGACAUGGAUUCCGACGUCCUCACCAAGCAGAUGAUGCCCUGUCUGAGUUCGGCUGGUCCCCCAUUCGUACACGACGCAACAGUGACGCUGCCUCUGAAAUGUCCUGCAAUUGGUGACCAUGAAGCAUGGUCAAUGUUGAUGCAAAGUGAUGCCCACAAGGGAAAAAAGUCAGAUUUUCUAAUCUUGUCAGUAUGUUACUCCUAAUUAUGUGUAAAAUCAUAUUAACUUUAUUAAAACCGUUUUUUUUAUUUGCCACGCCUGGGCGUCUUUUGUUCUCUGUUAAGAUAAAGCAACCUUGUUGUUUUGUAAUAACCAGCUAAGAACAAUUGUGUUUUUUUUCUCUCUCUGAUGUAAUCUGCGUAGAAAACGUGAAACGUCAUUAAGAAGUGUCACGUGAUCUGUGUUGAACGCGCCCAACCGCCAGAGGGCGCUGCUUAAUAUGUCAUUUCACUGCUGAGCACACGGUUAUAAAUAAAGCUUUAGCAGAGCGCGUGGGUGAUAUUUCUGGAAGAAGCUGACUCGUUAAAGCAGCACUACCUUCUCUGAAACGUUUAACCCCCAAUAGACAGAGUCCGAAACAUAUUGUGUAGAUAUUAAACAUUACGGGUAUUGAGUAAACCUUGGGAAAUAUGGCAGAAAGCGACUGGGAUACAGUUACUGUCCUGAGGAAGAAGGGGCCCACCGCUGCCCAGGCCAAAUCCAAGCAGGCUAUCACUGCUGCUCAGAGGCGUGGGGAGGACCUCGAGACAACAAAAAAAUGGUCUGCGGGGCAAAACAAGCAGCACCUCGUAACAAAAAAUACAGCCAAGCUGGAUAGGGAGACAGAGGAGCUUCACCACGAUAGGGUUCCGCUGGAGGUUGGAAAGGUCAUUCAGCAGGGCCGACAGGCCAAAGGACUGACCCAGAAAGACCUAGCCACGAAAGUAAAUGAGAAGCCUCAGGUGAUUGCUGACUAUGAGUGUGGAAGGGCAAUACCCAACAAUCAGGUGAUGGGCAAAAUUGAGAGGGCAAUCGGCAUGAAGCUGCGUGGGAGGGAAAUUGGCCAACCCCUCGAGGCCAUACCCAAGAAGAAAUGAACACAAAGCCUCGAAAUCAGCCCUCCCUUCCCCAUCUUUAACCAUAACCCCGACCCUCCUCCAAGAGCCCUCAAAUACUCCCCCUUCUCUCCCUCCCCUACCCCUGUCCCUUACCCGGGCUGAUCUCACCGGUGUCCUGCUGAGGACCUGGUGCUCCUACUGCAUCGCAGGCUGCAUACUUAAGUCAUCUGAAACACCCUCUUGACACCAUAAAUGAAUGAUCGAAUGCUUUUUUCAGCAUCUCAAACUUGAAGUUCAGUGAAUUUCUUUUUCACCUAUGUCUGUUUAGGCUUUGGCAUGACGAAAUUCCACUUUUUAACAGUGAUGGCAAAUCAUUGAAAAGGUGAAUUCUUUCUCAUGAACAAGUUGGACGAACUAACUUAAAAAUCUGAGCAUGAAAUUAAACCAGAAGUGCUUGAUUGCAUCUUUUUUCACACUUUUUAGACGUUAGGUGGAUGUUAAAGUGAUGAAAUGUUUUAAUGCUGUGCUUUGUUUUGAUCUAAAAAUAAAGUUUGGCAGUACGUGCUGUGUGUGCCUGUGAAUUUAAAGCUUCAACAGCGAUUUUUGUUUAUAUUUUUUGUUCCAUUUAUUAAAUAACUUUCAAUGAA